CGUCGAAUAGUUGAUGAUCUUUUUCUUGCCCUUUUCCAUCGAAAAAACAAACAAUAACUAAUCAAAAUACUCGUUAAAAAUGGAAAUCGGAUCUUCUUCAGGUAAUUUCAAGCUCUACGAUCAACUAGAAUUGCUGGAAUAUCAAGAUAAGUUCGUGAUCAAAGCCGUCGAAUCUCCCGAUCAAGGCUUCUCGAUUUGCCGUCUUGAAGGAAACAUUGAGCCACUACCUGAUGAAUCUUCUUCUGGAAAGCCGUCCAAAAUCUCUACGAUUUACGGCGUGGCUGGAACAAUUAGAUUGCUUGCAGGAAUAUAUGUACUUGUUAUAACUUCAAGAAAGGAAGUUGGAAGUUUUCUAGGUUACCCUGUUUACCGAGUUGAAUCUAUGAAAUUCCUGGCUUGCAAUGAGGCCUUGAGGUAUUCAAAUUCUCAAGAAAAAAGAGAUGAGGCUUACUUCAUGACGCUGUUAAAAACAGUGGAAGCAACUCCAGGAUUGUACUAUUCGUAUGAAACAGAUAUAACAUUGAACUUGCAAAGAAGAUGCAAGUUAAUGGAAGGGUGGAUGAGCAAACCAAUAUGGAAGCAGGCUGAUCCUCGAUUUGUUUGGAACAAACAUCUUUUGGAGGAACUUAUUGAGUAUAAGCUUGAUGGGUUCAUUAUUCCUCUCCUACAAGGAAGUUUCCAAGUUGCUCAGCUAAAGUUGAAGAAUUCACCUGCCACAUUUAUAUUACUUUCAAGGAAGUGUACACGACGUUUAGGAACACGUAUGUGGCGAAGGGGAGCUAACCUUGAAGGAGACACUGCUAACUUUAUUGAAACUGAACAGUUGUUGGAGCUUGAAGGUUUCAGGUGUUCAUUAUUGCAGAUACGAGGCUCUAUUCCACUGCUUUGGGAGCAAAUUGUUGAUUUAAGCUAUAAACCCCAACUUAGAGUUAUUAAUCACGAGCAGACGCCAGAAGUUGUGGAGCGCCAUUUCCAUGAUCUUUUUCAAAGAUAUGGAGAAACUAUAGCACUGGAUCUAUUGAAUAAACAUGGUGAUGAAGGUCAACUAAGUGCUGCAUAUUCAGCUGAGAUGCAAACGCUUCCAAAUGUGAGAUACGUAUCAUUUGACUUUCAUCAUGUUUGUGGGAAUUCAAAUUUUGAUAACCUUCACAUACUAUAUGGUCAAAUCUCUGAGGAAUUUGAAAAGCAAGGAUACUUUCUCGUAGACACAGAUGGCAACAUCCUGGAGGAGCAGAAAGGCAUUAUUAGAUCUAACUGUAUUGACUGCCUUGAUCGAACAAAUGUUACCCAGAGUUACCUUGCUCAGAAGUCUUUAAAUAUCCAAUUGCAAAGGAUCGGGGUAUUUACUUCUACUGAGUGCAUUUCUAUGUUUGCAGAGGAUUACGGAAAGUUCAGAACACUGUGGGCUGAGCAAGGUGAUGAGAUAAGUCUCGAAUAUACUGGGACUCAUGCACUUAAAGGGGACCUUGUUAGAUACGGCAAACAAACAGUGGCUGGACUUCUCAAAGAUGGGAUGAGUGCAUUAUCAAGAUACUAUUUGAACAAUUUUCACGAUGGAAUUCGGCAGGAUGCAUUGGAUCUUGUUAGUGGUCGCUAUACCGUCAGCAGAAAUAAUCCUUCACCAUUCCAGCUUAAUAGUUUCGAAUCUUUCUCUUAUCUUCCGGUGGCAUCCGCUUUGCUGAUAGGAGGUUUGACAGUGACAACUUUCACGAUUCAGCAAGCGGGUCGAAAUGCACAGCAAUAUGUCUCUUCUGUCGUGUGGGCUGGAGUGACUGCUGGGGUCAUGGCUCUGAUGAAAGCUAACGGAAGGCAGUUUUGUUCUAGGCCUCGCUUGUGUGGCCUCUUGUAAACUACUCUCUUCUCCAGAUUGUGGUUUCAGCACAAAAAGUGUACAAAAUGAAAAAUUCUCAGGUAGUUUUGAAGGCUUUUCGCUAUGUUAGACAUAGUCUUAAACACAUAUAAAUUUUUUAUACAGUCUUUACUAGUGAAUGCAAUUUCAUUUUUUA
Theobroma umbraticum is the source of this 2006-nucleotide messenger RNA. NCBI's taxonomy places the organism in Eukaryota, Viridiplantae, Streptophyta, Magnoliopsida, Malvales, Malvaceae. The record is from RefSeq and is a predicted model, not a curated record.